This is a messenger RNA of Phragmites australis (common reed), 1920 nucleotides long. Its product is annotated as probable methyltransferase At1g29790. The record is from RefSeq and is a predicted model, not a curated record. NCBI's taxonomy places the organism in Eukaryota, Viridiplantae, Streptophyta, Magnoliopsida, Poales, Poaceae. The coding region runs from base 171 to 1625 and encodes 484 amino acids. The transcript has a single exon. Gene Ontology annotation, molecular function: methyltransferase activity.
UCCGAGCCCCGCCGAGUGGAGUGCGCCCUAAGCACUGAUCACUUGCCAGUUGCCACCCAUCAAUCCAAGGCUAGAAACCAAAGCAACUGUCAAGGUACCAUUGAUUGAGGCGGCAUUCACAUUGUGCUCUGUCCUGGCUUCGCACCCAUCGUUCAUCUAUCUGCUGACCAAUGGAGGGGUUCUGCUUCGCGCGGUGCCGGUUCACGCGACUCAUGGUGGCGAUGCAGUUGGUUAUGGGCGUGUUCGUGAUCUUCAUCAGCAUGGCGAGCCUCCACCGCUUCUACACCACCAACAACCUCCUCCCGGGGCUCGACGACCCCGCCCACUGCGCCAAGUUCCACACCGUCGCAGGCGCCGAUGGGUACGCCGGCUUCGACAUCCACGCACUGGCGGACCGCGUCGACGACGUGCUCGUCCAGCUCGCCGAGCUCCAAGACAAGCUCGAGGCCACGGCGCUAAAGAUCAGCAAGAAGACCAAGAAGCGUAAGGCCGGACACAAGCAGGAGAACAUAACCAUGCCGGAGUUCAGGCGCUUCCUGGAGGACGAGGUCAUCCACCCGCUAUACAGCGCGCACAUCGCGCUCCGGCUGAUCCGCCUCCCACGCCCGGACCCCGACGGCGGCGAGGGUAACGACGCCGCUCCGGCCGUCGACCCGCUCGUCAACUUCUUCACGGCCGAGGAGACCCGCAAGUACGUGACAGCCAAGGGCAACCGCGGCGGCCAGCCGAGCGUGUACGGGACCAACCGGACGUACGGCACCAUUGGGCACGCCUGCGUGCUGAUGCGCCGGGAGCUGGACGAGUACAUGAGCUACGACGUCGGCGCCCACUGCCCCGACGACUGGGACCUCGGUCAGCGCCUGAUGCUCGGCGGAUGCGACCCGCUGCCGCGGCGCCGCUGCCUCGCCCCAGCCUCCAAGCUCUUCCACCGCCCGCUUCCCAUCAACGAGUCCCUAUGGAGGCUGCCGGACGACGGCAACGUGCGGUGGACCCGCUACCACUGCCGCGGCUACAAGUGCCUGUCUGCCAGGAACCAGCGCCGCGGCUACGACCGGUGCGUGGGGUGCUUCGACAUGGACCGGGAGAAGCAGCGGUGGGUAGUCGCGGCGUCCAACGGCAGCGCAGCGCUCGCCGACUUCCGGAUCGACGACGUGCUGACGGUGAAGCCCGGCGAGAUGCGCAUCGGCCUGGAUGUGAGCGUGGGCACGGGCAGCUUCGCGGCGCGCAUGCGGGAGCACAACGUGACCAUCGUAUCCACGGGGCUGAACCUGGGCGCGCCGUUCGCGGAGACGAUCGCGCUGCGGGGUCUGGUGCCGCUGUAUGCGACGAUGAGCCAGCGGCUGCCGCUGUUUGACAACACGAUGGACUUGCUGCACACGGCGGGAUUCUUCGAGGGGUGGGUGGACCUGCAGCUGCUGGACUUCGUGCUCUUCGACUGGGACCGCGUGCUCCGCCCCGGCGGCCUGCUCUGGGUGGACAAGUUCGCCUGCGCUCGCAAGGACCUCGACGAUUACAUGUACAUGUUCCUGCAAUUCAGGUACAAGAAGCACCGGUGGGUCGUCUCCUUCAAGUCCAAGGACGAGGUCUACCUCUCCGCGUUGCUCGAGAAGCCGCCAAGGUCAUGAUCCACGCCCACGCGCAUCAACGCCAUCGUCGGUCAGUGACAGUCAGGUUGUAGAGUGAACUGAGAUGAGAUAUAUAUUGAUGAUGUUUGUAAUUUUAGCUCUGAUUCAAUAUAACUUGAUGAAUAAAUUCAAAGGAACUGAAGUUGAUUUCAGGUUGGUUUACCCCUCGGUCUUUUCCUUUCCUGUAUGUAGUUCUGUGACAAAACGUGGAGUUCUAUAGUAGAUCAGGUUGUGUACCUGUAUGGAUGAUGUUGUAACUUUAGUUCUGAUUCAACCUAACUUAUUGGUGAAUAAA